Messenger RNA from Dothidotthia symphoricarpi CBS 119687, 6714 nucleotides. Its product is annotated as DNA polymeras-like protein epsilon. The transcript has 2 exons. The record is from RefSeq and is a predicted model, not a curated record. Gene Ontology annotation, cellular component: epsilon DNA polymerase complex; nucleus. Gene Ontology annotation, biological process: mitotic cell cycle; DNA replication; DNA replication proofreading. Gene Ontology annotation, molecular function: DNA binding; nucleotide binding; DNA-directed DNA polymerase activity. NCBI's taxonomy places the organism in Eukaryota, Fungi, Ascomycota, Dothideomycetes, Pleosporales, Dothidotthiaceae. The coding region runs from base 1 to 6714 and encodes 2237 amino acids.
AUGGCGCCGCGACGAGCAGGCCAGCCCUUCCGCCGGGUGGGCAAGCAGGGCAACACAUCCUACGGCCCACGAAAACCAAAGACGGUCGAUGCCUCGUCCUUACGCAGCACCGAAGCCACAUCACAGAACGAGAAGUUGGAAGCCACACGCCUUGCAAACCGCAUCGAUGAGACUAUGGGCUUCGCGCGCUUCGAGUCGGGGAAGAAGAAAGUCGGCUGGCUUGUCAACAUGCGUUCGACGGCAAUAGAAGACGAGAACGUACCUGGCGGGAAAGCGGGCGUGGAUUACUACUUCAUCGGCGAGGAUGGCGACACGUUCAAGGCGACCCUGGAGUAUGACCCGUACUUCUUGCUGGCAGUCAAGAAGGGCAAGGAGCAAGAGGUGGAGGAGUGGUGUCGGAGGUCUUUUGAGGGGCUUGUUAAGACUUUCAAGAGGGUCGAGAAGGAGGAUCUCUCUAUGCCGAACCAUCUGACUGGAUAUCGGAGGACGUUUUUGCAGCUGUCGUUUGCGAAUGUGAAUGACUUGCUGGCUGUAAGAAAGGCGGUCAACCCAGUGGUGGAGAAGAACAAGAAGAAUGUUAAUGCUAUGGAUACAUACGCGGAAGUCGCCAGUGGGAAUGUUGGCUUUGACUUUUUCGAUAACGAAGACUACGAGUACGAGAAACGAAUCAUGACUACGGUUGACGCCAGCGAUUUUAUCGUCGAUAUCCGCGAAUACGACGUUCCAUAUCACGUCCGAGUGGCCAUCGACAAAGAUGUUCGAAUUGGAAACUGGUAUACCGUUGAUGCCAAGCACGGCGUGAUCACAAUCACUUGCAUAGAGGAUCGCCUCACCCCUGCGGACCCUGUAAUCAUGGCAUACGACAUCGAGACGACGAAGCUGCCGCUCAAAUUCCCCGACGCUGUCUUCGACCAGAUUAUGAUGAUAUCGUACAUGAUCGAUGGCCAGGGUUUCUUAAUCACGAACCGCGAGAUUGUAUCUGAGGAUAUCCAAGAUUUUGAAUACACACCGAAGCCGGAAUAUCAAGGACCUUUUAUGAUUUUCAAUGAACCGGAUGAGAAGGGAUUGAUAGAGCGUUUCUUCGAGCAUAUCAAAGAGGCCAGGCCAACAGUCAUGGUCACAUACAACGGAGAUUUCUUCGAUUGGCCAUUCGUCGAAGCAAGAGCUAGUGUUUUGGGAAUCGAUAUGUACCAGGAGAUUGGCUUCAGGAAAAACAGCGAGGACAUCUACCAGUCAGAUUACUGUGCACACAUGGAUGCCUUUGCGUGGGUCAGUCGAGACAGUUACCUACCACAAGGAAGUCGUGGCCUGAAAGCUGUUACAAUGGCCAAACUAGGGUACGAUCCAGACGAGCUUGAUCCCGAGUUGAUGACACCAUACGCUUCCGAACGACCCCAGACACUUGCCGAGUACUCAGUCUCUGAUGCUGUUGCGACCUACUAUUUGUACAUGAAAUAUGUGCAUCCGUUCAUUUUCGCCUUGUGCAAGAUUUUACCCUUGGGUCCGGAUGAUGCUCUGCGUAAGGGUACGGGUACCCUGUGCGAGAUGUUGUUGAUGGUGCAAGCGUAUCAGAAGGGUAUUGUUCUGCCGAACAAGCACCAGGCUCCCAAGGAGGCCUUCUGGGACGGUCAUCUCCUCGAGUCAGAGACAUAUGUUGGUGGUCACGUCGAGAGUAUAGAGGCUGGUGUUUUCCGAAGUGACAUUCCAUAUAAUUUUGCGAUUGACACCACGGCUAUCGAUGAGCUGAUUCGGGAUCUGGAUGCGGCCCUCAAGUUCAGCGUUGAGGUCGAGGAGAAGAAAAAGAUGGAGGACAUUACCAACUACGACGAGGUGAAGUCCCAGAUUAUCGAGAAGCUGACGCAGCUCAAGAACACCCCAAACCGGAAUGAACGACCGCUGAUCUACCAUCUGGACGUUGCCUCUAUGUACCCCAACAUCAUGACCACGAACCGACUCCAACCGGACUCUAUGAUCAAUGAGUCAAAUUGCGCAGCAUGCGACUUCAACCGCCCAGGGAAGACAUGUGAUCGUCGGAUGCCGUGGGCCUGGAGAGGUGAAUACUUACCCGCGAAGCGAGAUGAAUACAACAUGGUUCGACAUGCCUUGGAAAACGAGCGCUUUCCAGGGAAAUAUCCUAACUCUCCGACACGGACAUUCCAAGAACUCUCCCACGAAGAGCAGGCUACUUUGACAAGAAAACGCUUAACCGACUAUUCCAAAAAGAUCUACCACAAGAUCCACGAAUCGACAACAAUCGAGCGUGAAGCCAUCAUCUGCCAGCGUGAGAAUCCUUUCUACGUGGACACCGUUAGCGGCUUUCGUGAUCGUCGAUACGACUUCAAGGGCAAGCAAAAGGUCUGGAAAGGAAAGACGGAGGCGCUGAAAGCUGCUGGCGCUCCGGCUUCGGAUGUUGAAGAUGCGAAGAAGAUGAUCAUUCUGUUCGAUUCUAUGCAGUUGGCGCACAAGGUCAUUCUCAACUCAUUUUACGGCUAUGUCAUGCGAAAGGGGUCUCGAUGGUAUUCCCUGGAGAUGGCCGGUGUCACUUGUUUGACGGGCGCACGGAUUAUUCAACUGGCUCGGUCGCUUGUCGAGAGGAUCGGGCGACCGCUAGAACUGGAUACUGAUGGUAUCUGGGCCAUUCUUCCCGCGACAUUUCCUGAGAACUUCUCCUUCAAGCUCAGCAAUGGCAAGAAGAUGACGAUCUCGUAUCCUUGUACCAUGUUGAACCACUUGGUUCACGCUCAGUUUACGAAUCAUAACUAUGAGACCCUGACAGAUCCGCAGUCGUUCCGAUACGAGAAGCACAGCGACAACUCUAUCUUCUUUGAGGUCGACGGACCGUAUAGGGCCAUGAUCUUGCCUACGUCGAAAGAGGAGGAUAAGAAUUUAAAGAAACGAUAUGCUGUCUUCAACCACGACGGCAGCUUGGCAGAACUCAAGGGUUUUGAGGUGAAGCGACGUGGUGAACUGAAACUUAUCAAGAACUUCCAGGCCCAGAUCUUCAAGUUCUUCUUGGAAGGCACAACGCUGGAAGAGACUUAUGGCGCGGUUGCAAACGUCGCAAAUCGAUGGCUCGACAUCCUAGACACACGCGGUGCUACCUUGGCGGACGAGGAACUCAUUGAUCUCAUCGUCGAGAACAAGAACAUGACGAAGACACUGGAGGAAUACGGAGCGCAAAAGUCAACCGCUAUCACGACUGCCAAGCGUCUCGCUGAGUUCUUGGGCGAGCAAAUGGUCAAAGACAAGGGCUUGAACUGCAAGUACAUCAUUUCCUCGAGGCCUAGGAACGCUCCGGUCACGGAACGCGCCAUUCCCAUGUCUAUCUUCUCCGCUGAAGAGUCGGUGAAGCGGUACUUCUUGCGGAAGUGGAUGAAGGAAGACCCUGGGGAUAUGGAUCCUAGAACUGUGCUGGAUUGGGACUACUAUCGGGAACGUCUGGCCUCUGUCAUCCAGAAGCUCAUCACCAUCCCGGCGGCACUCCAAAAAGUCCGCAAUCCAGUUCCAAGGGUUCCACAUCCGGAGUGGCUCGAUCGGAGGAUCCGUCAGAAAGAGGACAAGCUACAGCAAACGAAGAUGACAGACAUGUUCAGCAAGAAGGCCUUGACCAACGGCGAUGCAAACGUAGCGAACAACAAACUCGCCGGUGAUUUGGAGGAUUUUGGUGCUGCAAAAAUGACCGUUCUCUCGCAAGUUAAGAAAGGCCUUGUCACGAAGAGGGUCGCAAAGCGAAAAGAACCUGAGCCGGCUGUACCCAUCCAGACUGAUCCAUAUGCCGCCUUGCCGAAGAUUAUGCCCUCCAUCACUGAGGACUACUCAGGCUGGCUCAUGUAUCAGAAGCAGAAGUGGAAGAUACAGAAACAGGCACGCGCGCGGAGACGACAGCUGUUUGGAGAGAAGCCUGUCGAUGCUUCGGACGCAAUCGGUACCUUCUUCAGAAACCAGGCUGAGCUGCUCUUCAUCAGCACGUGGCAGCUUAUCCAGCUACGACUCACCGAAACACCGGGAGAAGUUAAGGCUUUUGUACUCAUCGACAAGAAGAUCCAUACAUUGAAGAUCAUCGUGCAACGGCAGCUGUACUUAAAUCUGAGAAGCGACGAUCUCCCAGACGUGUCGAUUAGCGGAUGUUCUGUGGAGAAACUUGUGAAUCACACCCUGCCGAAUGGACACCCGUCGAUCCAUUUGUUCAAACUUCAGAUGUCUGAACAGACAUAUGUCCAUGAAGCGAAGAACAUUGCGGCGCUGUUCAACCAUCCCAGCGUCGAAGGCGUGUAUGAGAAACAAGUUCCACUGAACAUUCGCGCCAUCCUCGAACUAGGCAGCAUCUGCACUUUCGACGAGUCGCAGAAGGGUGUUCUCGGUAAGGGUUUGGAACAGGGUUUUGAUCUGUCCGCGCUACGAAAAGUGCCGACAAAACAGCCAUACCUUUCGGAGGCGCCGCUUAGUUUCCUCUAUUUGUACCAUGUUAGCAGUGGCGAUCGCAACAUCUACGCGCUCUUCUCGACCUCGAGGAGUGAGGCUCAUAUCAUUAUUCAGAACAAGUCCAAGGAUUCACAGGGCAUGCCCAAUGUUGACCGGCUUUACAGCGAUGCGCUGCACAGACGAUUUGAGGACAACGAGGGUGAGCCGUGGCAAACGAUGAUCGAGUACCAAGAAGACAUCCACUUCCGGACUACUAUGGUGACUACGAGACGGAAAGCGUUGCUCGAGCUUGGCGACGUAAUCAAGAGGAUGAAGGUCGAUGAAGGUAAGCCUACUAUUGUCGUCAUGCAGUCGCCGAAUCAAGCAUUGCUUUCACACGACAUACCAAUGUUGAAGGAUCUGCCUAUUCUGCCAUUACAUCCAGAUGAAUCCGACAAGCAGCUGCCUCCACUAGGCUGGCAGUCCUUCAUCGCCAAACGUCUCGUCAGUCACUACCUUGAUCUUGGCUCGUGGGUCUCUCAUCUCAUGGAACUCGCCCGCUAUGGAGACAUUCCUCUUUGCAAUCUCGAGAGCAACGACCCGCGUUUCUUAAUCGAUGUCGCAUAUGCCAGACGACUACAGAAGGAGAGGGUGAUCCUCUGGUGGUCUGGCCAGGCGAAACCUGACCACGCCGGGUACGAGAAGGAUGAUAUUCUUGCGCCUUUGGAGUCGGUUGAAAUGCCUUCGAUCAAUAACCCAGGCACAUACUCUUCUGUUUGCAUCGACCUGAACCUGCGAAACCUCGCGAUCAACACCAUUCUGUCGUCUUCCCUGAUCAACGAACUUGAGGGGGCGGACUCUGUGUCUUUCAAUCCGGCCGCGCCUUCAUAUGAUGCAGCGAACGACGGCACGAACGUCAUCUACUCAGACAAUGCUUUCGCAAGCGCGGGUAUCACAGUCCUUCGUGAGAUGGUCAAAGCCUGGUGGAUAGAGGCGGUGCGAGCCGGCGAAGGGUUCAGCAUGGCAGACGUGAUGGUUCAGCAUCUUGUUCGAUGGGUCAGCAGUCCAGGCUCGUUUCUGUACGACAGGUCUCUGCACUACUACGUCGAGAUGAUGUCGAAGAAGACACUACAGCAAUUGAUGACAGACUUCAAGCGCGUGGGGUCACACAUCGUCUUUGCCAGUCCGAACCGGCUGUUAUUACAGACCACGAAAGCCGAGGUCGGAAACGCAUAUGCGUACAGUCAGUACAUCAUCAAGACAAUCAAGGCCAAACCGUUGUUCCAGUUUAUGGAGCUGGAAGUGAAGGAGUACUGGGACUACCUCGUCUGGUACGACGAGUUCAACUACGGCGGCAAGGGCUGCAACGAGGUGGUCGAAGAGGAGAACCAAACGAUCGAGAACAUCAUGUGCUGGCAACUCGCCCAGUUUCUCCCUCCCACACUCCAACCUACCUUCAACGAAUGGGUCAUCGAAUUCAUCGAGCUCAUGCACGCACGCAAACGCCCAGCAGUCACAGACGGCUCCACGCCGCGUCCCACACAAAUCCCCCUCCGCCCACUCACCGUCGACCCCAACGAGGAGACCCAGAUCCUCCCAAAGACGUUUACCAAACCGCUCUUCAGACAGAUCUCCCAUCUACUGCGUCGCCAGCACGCAGAGAUCCUCCACCCCGAACUCGCAGCUGACUACAUCUUCCCCACGCUCCCGGGCUCGCACCUCUCGCUCAAAAACCCAGUCCUCCAACUCGUCAAAUCCAUCAUGCAAGUCCUAAGCCUCGACCGCGCCAUCAGCCUUGAAGCACGCAUGCUACGCAAAGAACUCCUCCACCUCUUCGACAUCCGCGAGUUCAGCGCCGAGGCCAGCUUCGCAAACCCCAGCGCCGCCCUCGUCGUCCGCGGCGUCAUCUGCGACGAAUGCACAGCAAGUCGCGACCUAGAUCUCUGCCGCGACGCAUCGCUGCUCCCCGCCCCGCCCUCGAAUACCGAUGCCGCAGCACCCCCAUUGCCAAAGUGGAAGUGCGACAACGAGCGCUGCGGCGCGGGCUACGACAAACUACGCAUCGAAGAGCAGCUCGUCGCCGACGUGCAGAAGAUUGUGCUCGAGUGGUGCACGCAGGACCUCAAGUGCGCCAAGUGUGCCCGUCUGCGCGCCAAUGAGUUUAUGGAGCAUUGCGCUUGUGCGGGGGAGUGGGUUGGGACGAAGAAUCGCGCGGAUGUGCAGAGAAGGUUGGGCGUUUAUGCGAAUGUGGCGGGCUUUUAUGAGCUGAGGAUGUUGGAGGCGGUGGUUGGGGAGUGUCUUGAGGGGUUUUAG